Messenger RNA from Plenodomus lingam JN3, 198 nucleotides. RefSeq lists its product as uncharacterized. NCBI's taxonomy places the organism in Eukaryota, Fungi, Ascomycota, Dothideomycetes, Pleosporales, Leptosphaeriaceae. The record is from RefSeq and is a predicted model, not a curated record.
AUGCUGAUCAGCCGCAAGGCCAUCGGUGCACAGCCACAAUCGCCUGUCCUGCCCUACCGUGCAAGGAGUAGCCGCGAGCCGGCCGGCUGCCAAUCACUAGGUGAAUUGUACGGUAGUGGUCCAAGUGCCGAGAUUAAGGAGCCCCUAGGCGACGCCUUGCCAGCCAUGCAGUCACCAGACACAGCAGCACCUACCUAG